UGCUGCUCAGAGCACUUGCCCAGGUACAUGCCGCUGCCUCCUCCAGUCCCUCUGGCUCCCCCAGCUCGGAGCUCAGGCUCUGGGAUCUUGGCUCCAGGCUCUGCCAGGUCCCCAAGAUGAAGGCUGUGGUGCUCACCUUGGCCCUGCUCUUCCUCACAGGGAGCCAGGCUCAGCAUGAAACACAGCAAGAGGAGCCCCCAUCACAAUGGGAGCGAGUGAAGGCGUUAGCCCAGAUGUAUCUGAACUCAACCAAAGUCAGUGGCAGAGAGUACAUAGCCAAGUUUGAAGAGACCGAACUGGCAAAAAAGCUGAACCUGAAAGUCCUUGCAAAAUUGGACACCCUGAGCAACAAGGUCGCCGACCUGACAAAGCAGCUCGGCCAGACCCAGGACUUCUGGGCCAAACUGAAGAAUGAGGUGGGGAUGCUGACCGGGGAGCUGAACAAGGACCUGGCGGUGGUGAAUACCUACCUGGAGGGCAUCCAGAAGAAGUGGCAGGAUAGGGUGGAGCCGCUGGGCCAGGACCUACGUGAGCGCGCACGGAAGCAGCUGCAGGAGCUGCAGGAGAAGCUGGGCCAGCUGGGCGCGAAGGUGCUGAACGGCACGCGCGUGCACGUGGAGCGCGCGCGUCCGUACGUGGACUCGCUGCACCCGUUCUUGGAGACCAUCGGCAAAGAGCUGCGCCAGUGCCUGGAGCCCUGUAACGGCAAGCUGCGCGAGUGCCUGGAGCCCUACGGCGAGCAGCUGCAGGCGCUGCAGGAGGGCGGCCUGGGGCUGGUCAUGCUGCGGGAGCAGGUGGGCGAGCAGCUGGGGGGAAUGAACGAGGACCUGCAGCCGCUGUGGAAGAGCCUCCAGGACGCCUUCUCCUAGAGGCUGACCGGCCAGUGAGGCGCCCGCUCCCCUCCCCGUCCUCGGUCCCCUUCCCAUCGCUCGGUUUCUGAGAAUAAACGUUUACAAAGCGGGG
This is a messenger RNA of Myotis brandtii (Brandt's bat), 963 nucleotides long. RefSeq names its product apolipoprotein A-I (gene APOA1). Lineage: Eukaryota; Metazoa; Chordata; Mammalia; Chiroptera; Vespertilionidae. Gene Ontology annotation, molecular function: high-density lipoprotein particle receptor binding. The coding region runs from base 117 to 869 and encodes 250 amino acids. The transcript has 4 exons. The record is from RefSeq and is a predicted model, not a curated record.